AUGCUAAGAAACAAUUCUCUCAGCCUUACCUGUCAGUUAUCUUCCAAAACCAUCCUCUCCCCCAGACACAGGGAGACUGUCACCAUCUUCUCCCCCAGACACAGGGAGACUGUCACCAUCUUCUCCCUCAGACACAGGGAGACUGUCACAAUCCUCUCCCCUCAGACACAGGGAGACUGUCACCAUCCUCUCCACCAGACACAGGGAGACUGUCACCAUCCUCUCCCCCGGACACAGGGAGACUCACUAUCCUCUCCCCCAGACACAGAGAGACUGUCACCAUCCUCUCCCACAAAAAAAGGUAGACUGUCACCAUCCUCUCCCCCAGACACAGAGAGACUGUCACCGUCCUCUCCCCCAGACACAGGGAGAUUGUCACCAUCCUCUCCCCCCGGACACAGGGAGACUGUCACCAUCCUCUCUCCCCAGACACAGGGAGACUGUCACCAUCCUCUCCCCCAGACAGGGAGACUGUCACCAUCCUCUCCCCUCAGACACAGGGAGACUGUCACCAUCCUCUCCCCCGGACACAGGGAGACUGUCACCAUCCUCUCCCCCAGACACAGAGAGACUGUCACCAUCCUCUCCCCCAAAAAAAGGGAGACUGUCACCAUCCUCUCCCCCAGACACAGAGAGACUGUCACCGUCCUCUCCCCCAGACACAGGGAGACUGUCACCAUCCUCUCCCCCAGACAGGGAGACUGUCACCAUCCUCUCCCCUCAGACACAGGGAGACUGUCACCAUCCUCUCCCCCAGACAGGGAGACUGUCACCAUCCUCUCCCCUCAGACACAGGGAGACUGUCACCAUCCUCUCCCCUCAGACACAGGGAGACUGUCACCAUCCUCUCCCCCCAGACACAGGGAGACUGUCACCAUCCUCUCCCCCCAGACACAGGGAGACUGUCACCAUCCUCUCCCCCAGACACAGGAAGACUGUCACCAUCCUCUCCCCCAGACACAGAGAGACUGUCACCAUCUUCUCCCCCCAGACACAGGGAGACUGUCACCAUCCUCUCCCCCGGACACAGGGAGACUGUCACCAUCCUCUCCCCCCAGACACAGGGAGACUGUCACCAUCUUCUCCCCCAGACACAGAGAGACUGUCACCAUCUUCUCCCCUCAGACACAGGGAGACUGUCACCAUCCUCUCCCCCGGACACAGGGAGACUGUCACCAUCCUGUCCCCCAGACACAGGGAGACUGUCACCAUCCUCUCCCCUCAGACACAGGGAGACUGUCACCAUCCUGUCCCCCAGACACAGGGAGACUGUCACCAUCCUCUCUCCCCAGACACAGGGAGACAGUCACCACCCUGUCCCCCAGAGACUGGAAGACUGUCACCAUCCUCUCCCCCAGACACAGGGAGACUGUCACCAUCCUCUCCCCCAGACACAGGAAGACUGUCACCAUCCUCUCCCCCAGACACAGGGAGACUGUCACCAUCCUCUCCCCUCAGACACAGGGAGACUGUCACCAUCCUCUCCCCCAGACACAGGGAGACUGUCACCAUCCUCUCCCCUCAGACACAGGGAGACUGUCACCAUCCUGUCCCCCAGACACAGAGAGACUGUCACCAUCCUCUCCCCCAGACACAGGGAGACUGUCACCAUCCUGUCCCCCAGACACAGGGAGACUGUCACCAUCCUCUCUCCCCAGACACAGGGAGACUGUCACCACCCUGUCCCCCAGAGACUGGAAGACUGUCACCAUCCUGUCCCCCAGACACAAGAAGACUGUCACCAUCCUGUCCCCCAGACACAGGGAGACUGUCACCAUCUUCUCCCCCAGACACAGGGAGACUGUCACCAUCCUCUCCCCCAGACACAGGGAGACUGUCACCAUCCUGUCCCCCAGACACAAGAAGACUGUCACCAUCCUCUCCCCCGGACACAGGGAGACUGUCACCAUCUUCUCCCCCAGACACAGGAUUGACAUCUACACCCUCGAUGUCCUGUGUAGCCUGGAACAUGAAGGUGAAUGUCACAGGUAG
Molecule: messenger RNA, 1992 nt
Organism: Haliotis rufescens (red abalone)
Lineage: Eukaryota; Metazoa; Mollusca; Gastropoda; Lepetellida; Haliotidae
Product: serine/arginine repetitive matrix protein 1-like
Exons: 1
Coding region: 1-1992 (663 amino acids)
Biological process (GO): attachment of mitotic spindle microtubules to kinetochore
Source: RefSeq, a predicted model, not a curated record